Molecule: messenger RNA, 686 nt
Organism: Notothenia coriiceps (black rockcod)
Lineage: Eukaryota; Metazoa; Chordata; Actinopteri; Perciformes; Nototheniidae
Product: anion exchange protein 3-like
Exons: 4
Biological process (GO): regulation of intracellular pH; monoatomic anion transport; transmembrane transport
Cellular component (GO): plasma membrane
Molecular function (GO): monoatomic anion transmembrane transporter activity; solute:inorganic anion antiporter activity
Source: RefSeq, a predicted model, not a curated record
UCCAAGUGACAUGAAACAUCGUUUCCACCGCCACCAGUCGACCAGCAGUCUCCAUGGCAGCUUCAAUCACAACCACGACACCAGUCUGCCGCUGGUGGCCGAAGAGCCGGAGGAGCACCAGGAUAACAAAGGGCCGGUAUACGACCCAAAGCAGGACGUGUUUGUCAGCCUCUUUAAAUCUCUCCACCCUCUGCCUCCUGAGUCCCAUCCAGCUGCAGCCAGAUCCAUUAAGCUCCUCGCCAAGAUUCCCAAAGAUGCCGAAGCUGUCAUUGUUUUAGUUGGCAACGCUGAGUUCCUGGAGCAGCCGGCCAUGGCCUUCGUGCGGCUGAACGAGGCGGUCCUCCUGGAGUCCGUGCUGGAGGUCCCUGUCCCUGUGCGCUUCCUCUUCGUCCUGCUGGGCCCCAGUCAGGCCAACGUGGACUAUCAUGAGAUCGGACGCUCCUUCUCAACCCUCAUGUCAGAUAAGAGCUUCCAUGAGGUGGCCUAUUUCGCUGACGACAGACAGGACCUCCUGAACGGUAUCAACGAGUUCUUGGACUGCAGCAUUGUAAUCCCCCCUUCAGACGUUGCGGGCAAAGACCUCCUGAAGACGGUGGCUGACUUCCAGAAGCAGAUGCUGCGCAAGAGGAAGGAGAGGGAACUCAAGAGGCACCACUCCUCCGCUGGAAUGGAGCCCAACAACAAAG